Molecule: messenger RNA, 907 nt
Organism: Phyllotreta striolata
Lineage: Eukaryota; Metazoa; Arthropoda; Insecta; Coleoptera; Chrysomelidae
Source: the annotation of a GenBank genome assembly
CACGGAAGCAAUUUUUUUGAUAAAUUAUUUUAAGUGAAAAUACUGAAAAUACAUUUGCCUGAAAUGAAAAAAAAUAAAGCCGGUCUCAAAACAGAGACGAAACAGGCGCAUAAUAGAAAAAGGGUCAAAUUUGUGAAUUCAGACACCUCCACUGAGCAACACGGUAUUAUGCUGCAUCGAAAGAACAAACACCCAGGAGGGAGGAAAAAAGGCAAUAUCCUUAAAAGAAAACUAAGUGCAUCCAAUAUCCUGCAGCAAUCGAAAUCGAACCAUAACUUCGAAAAAUUAAACCCUAUUAAAGAUAUAUUCUUAGAAAAACACGUCGCCGAUACAGCCAACAAAGAUGAGCAAAAAGAACCGAUUUUAUACGUAGACAAAGACAAUAUGGUCCAUAACUUGAAAACCAAUAAAACAGAAAUAACCGAAUCCAAUCAGAAAGAGACUAGCAAAGUCAACAAAGACCUGAAAACGAAAUCCACGGAAUUGGUCGAUGCCGUGAGAAAAGAGCAGGAAAUACGCGAAAAGGAAUACAAAAAAUACAAGAAGACUAUCAUCUACAAAAAGAAAAAACCGAAGAACAAAAAGAAAAUGGGCCCGACCAAAUGCAUAUCGUUAGACGGAUUCCUGCGCAAAAACGACAUAAUGCCCUGCGAUUUUAUAAAAAAUAUGAUACCCAAGGCAGACAAGCAGAAAACCACGGUCUUCGAGUCAUUAAAAAACGACGCCUACAUUAAAAACACAAUCAAGAAAAUUUUGAAAAAAGAAAUCGUCGUCUGCAGGGAAAAUGCCGUCAACGAACUGAGAAUUCCAUUGAUUAAAAACCAGCAAAUAAGAGAUAUGCUGAAAGGCGAAGGAAAUCAAUUAAAAGCAGAAGUUUUAAACUACAAAUAAAGUUGUAACGUACAAA